This is a messenger RNA of Annulohypoxylon truncatum, 1380 nucleotides long. Its product is annotated as FAD-binding domain-containing protein. The coding region runs from base 1 to 1380 and encodes 459 amino acids. The transcript is spliced from 4 exons. Gene Ontology annotation, molecular function: FAD binding. Lineage: Eukaryota; Fungi; Ascomycota; Sordariomycetes; Xylariales; Hypoxylaceae. The record is from RefSeq and is a predicted model, not a curated record.
AUGGCAAGCUCUAGUUUCAUCUCAUUGCUUACGAGCAAACUCUCUUCGAAGUCCAAGGUCCUUGGGGAUCCGACAUCGCCAGAUUUCGUGGCUUCUAUGGCCCGUUGGUCCAACCUAGGCGUCAAGACACCAUUUGCCAUCGUACAACCGGCAACGGGCGAAGACGUUAUAAAGACAGUUCGCGAAGCCCUGAAUGCCGGUGUCCCGUUCGUGCCUGCAUCAGGCGGCCAUAGCCCGUGGUCAACAAUCGGUAAAGAGGGAAUCGUCGUAGAUCUGGCCCUUUAUAAGGGCGUUGAAGUGUACCCACAGAGGCGUCUGGCUACUGUCAAAGGGGGCACACUGAUGAAGGAUUUGCAAUCUGUAUUGCACCCUCAUAAGCAGUUCACCGCUGUGGGCAAUGGGAGUACAGUCGGCGUUAUUCCAUAUUACCUUGGCGGCGGCAUCAAUACUCCGUUCAUCGGCUUCGCAUGCAAGAACAUCGUCUCGGCGAAGUUUAUCAAUGCUCAAGGCGAGCUCAUAGAUGUUUCAGAGACCGAGAACCCCGAGCUCUUAUGGGGCAUUAGAGGGGCUGGACAAUUUCUCGGCUUAGUCACCGAGCUAACUAUCAAGACGUACCCAUACUCGAUUCUGGGCAACGACAAUGGGCAGCGGAUGUGCGGUACCUAUAUCUUCCUGCCUACGCAGCUGGAUGCCGUCUGCUCUGCCUUACGUAAAAUCGCAGAAAGUUCCCAAUACGUGUCAUCAGGUCACUGUAUGAUCGUACAAGCACCCCCUGACAUGAAGCAACAAGUCCUCCUAGUGGCGCCGCAGAUAUUCUGUUCGGCUGAGGAGGCUGCGGUCUUCUUCCAACCCCUGAUCGAAAUAGGUCCCGUCCAGCAGGCCCUAGUCCCGUCCACCUUCGAGAAGCAUAGCGACCAUCUCGAUUGGAUAUGUGCCGAAGGCGAUUUCAAGCGCUUCAACCAAAUAGGGCUUCCAAGCUGGAGCACCGAAAAUUUCAAGCGACUUGCAGAACUGCAUGCCGAAUUGAUAGCCAGCUGCCCCGACGCCGUACGUACGGGAUACACUCUGGAGUGGCAUACGCCAUGUAAGGCGGAGAGGCAAAUGAAGUCGUCGUUCGGACACGAGAACGUGGAUUGCUGGCUUAAUUUGUUGAGUUGGUACACGGACGCUGCCAACCACGAGUUGGUUCGUAGCAUGGAUCAGAAGGCACAGGCCGCGAUGCGCGCUGGCACUCAACAAGAUGACUUUAUUUCUUACACCAACACGACGCGAGAGGAUCCACUAGAGUAUCGCUACAAGGAAGCUGAUAGAAUUGAAGGGCUGAAGAAACUGAAGAAAGAGUUUGACCCCACGGGAGUAUUCACCAAGGAGCUUCUUUAG